Messenger RNA from Paramecium primaurelia, 402 nucleotides. The record is from the annotation of a GenBank genome assembly. Lineage: Eukaryota; Ciliophora; Oligohymenophorea; Peniculida; Parameciidae.
AUGCUGGACAAUCAGAGGGAGACUUUGUAACUUUUGGGUAUAUUUAUUUUAUCUAUCAAAAAAAGAUUAAAAGAAUAUCUCAAUGUAGUAUUGCUAGUUGAUUAUUUGUAAGAUAAAUACUAAAACAUAAUAUUAUGGGGAAGAUUAAUGGGAGCUACAAAUUCUUUGAUGUAUACUUUGAAACAUCAAAAUAUUCAUUGUUUGAUUUUAGAUAGUCCUUUUAUUGAUCUUGAAGAAAUAAUUAUCAAUCUCAUUAAAGAUAAAUUAGAUACACCUAAUUUGAUUAAUAAGGGAUUAUUUGAAAUAAUUAAAAGUAUGGCAUACUAUUAAUAAAAUAAUUAGGACGGAUUUUACAAUUAUUUUAAUUUUCUAUUUCUUUAGUCAAAAUACGAUAAUGUUUGA